Messenger RNA from Quercus robur (English oak), 2558 nucleotides. Its product is annotated as serine/threonine-protein kinase GRIK1-like. Gene Ontology annotation, cellular component: cytoplasm. The record is from RefSeq and is a predicted model, not a curated record. Gene Ontology annotation, biological process: intracellular signal transduction; protein phosphorylation. Gene Ontology annotation, molecular function: ATP binding; protein serine/threonine kinase activity. The coding region runs from base 903 to 2141 and encodes 412 amino acids. NCBI's taxonomy places the organism in Eukaryota, Viridiplantae, Streptophyta, Magnoliopsida, Fagales, Fagaceae. The transcript is spliced from 13 exons.
CCUCUCUCCUCAACACUGGCCACUGCUGUCUCUCACAUGUCCAAAUCUAACCUCUCAUCUCACCAAAUACAAACACUCUAGAACUUAACCUCCAAAACUAAAAUAACUUCCCCUUUAUACCUGACUCUACCUGUUUAUUCUCUAUACCUUACCUUUCAUUUGCCUUUCCCACUUCUCACUGCCCUUUCUUCGGACACGCAUCGUCCUAGUGUUUUUCUAUUUCUGUUUGUCCCUCACACACUAUAUAUAUAUAUAUAGUAAUAUAAUAUAAACCCAAAUCAAUCUCCAAAUUUGCUAACACAUCCCUCUCACUCCAAAAACUUUUCAAAUGUCCCAAAACGCCUUCCACUUUUGACUCACUCUCAGAUCAUCACCUCCAAAUUCUAGCUCCAAAAAAUCAAAACCCCAAAAAAAAAAAAAAAAUUCCCAUCUGACUUUAGGGUUUCUUGUGUAGAGCCCCAUUUGCACGAAAUCUAGAAUCUUGUUCUUUGUUCCCCCAUUUCGGUUAUCCAAAUUAGGGUUUUCUUUUUCCACUGUAAAUUAAUUAAUUGGGGUGGAAUUUAGCUCCCGAAAGUCGUCAUUUGGUGGAAAAUUUUGGUUCCUGAUUACCUUUUGUCAAAAAAGAAGUCACUUCCAAGCCGAACAAUAAGGGCAGGGUCAAGUUUGAGCCUGCAUUUUGUUGUUAUAAUAAGCUGGAGCGAUCAAGAUGCUGUCUUUGAAUCCCAAAUGGGAAAAUCUCGAUAAUACAAGCUCUUUCUUUCAUUUAGCUGAAUGGCAUCCAUUGCAAUAGCCAAGUUGAUUUGGGCUUGGAGCCCUUUCCUUCUUCUGUAAAAAUCAGGUGGUGGGGAUAAAUUUCUUUGGUUGGUGAUAUAUAGUUAACCACUUCAAGAUUCAAGUUUCUCAUGUUGAGUAAGAGUAUAGCUAGAAUGAUGGGUUGCUGCGGCUGCUUUGGUUUUAGUAGAAGGCCCAGACCACAACCGAGACCGCCUUCUGCCUACAAUAAUAACCAUUCGCAGGAGCUGUUGUUGGAUGAUGAGAUAGAAGAUGAUGAUUGUUCAUACAAUGGUGAUGUUACUGAUACCAAUCAUGGAGAUGAUGCUGAGUUGCACAGUCGCACCAAAUGUUCUGAAGAGAUUUUAAGGCUUAGAGAACAAAGUGGAAUGGUUUGCAGGCAAUUUCCUGUAAAGGAAACUCAUCAAGUUGUUCGCACAGAGGAUGAGAAUGGCAAUAAAAGGGUCAAUGAGUACGUUCGUGAGUAUAAGAUUGGUGCUGGUAGCUAUGGGAAAGUGGUUUUAUAUCGAAGCACUGUAGAUGGAAAGCAUUAUGCAAUUAAGGCCUUUCAUAAGUCUCAUUUGUUAAAGCAGCGAGUUGCACCGUCAGAGACUGCUAUGACUGAUGUGCUUCGUGAGGUUCUAAUAAUGAAAAUGUUGGAUCAUCCUAAUAUUGUUAAUCUCAUUGAGGUGAUUGAUGACCCAAACACAGAUCACUUCUACAUGGUUCUUGAAUUCGUGGAGGGAAAAUGGGUUUGUGAGGGUUCAGGUCCACCAGGUGGCUUGGGAGAAACCAAAGCAAGAAAAUAUUUGCGAGAUAUAGUUUCGGGGCUUAUGUAUCUCCAUGCUCAUAAUAUUGUACAUGGUGAUAUCAAACCUGAUAAUCUCUUGGUUUCUCGUGAUGGUACGGUGAAGAUAGGGGAUUUCAGUGUCAGCCAGGUGUUUGAGGAUGAUAAUGAUGUGCUCCGUCGAUCCCCUGGGACUCCUGUUUUCACUGCUCCUGAGUGCUGUCUUGGUCUAACCUAUCAUGGCAAAGCUGCAGACACCUGGGCUGUGGGAGUUACUUUGUACUGUAUGAUAUUGGGUCAGUAUCCGUUUCUGGGUGAAACACUGCAGGAUACAUAUGACAAGAUUGUUAACAACCCAUUAUUUCUCCCGAAUGAUAUGAACCCACAACUGAGGAACUUGCUAGAGGGACUUCUAUGCAAAGAACCAAACGAGAGAUUGACAUUGGCGGCUGUUGCAGAGCAUACUUGGGUUAUUGGUGAAGAUGGGCCAGUUCCUCAGUAUUUAUGUUGGUGCAAGCGUAAGAACCUGCCAAAGGAAGAAUCUGAUGGGAGCAAUGAAGAUACUUUACAUAACCCAAACUGACUAACUUUUGUACAGUUAAAAGGGUAGCGUGUAUUUUCUUUUUGUUUUGACUCUUUUUUUUUUUUGAUCCAUCAAUAUGUUUUUCUUUGUUUUAUUAUUUUAUUUUUGGGAUGCAUCAAUCUGAUUGGCAAGGGAGGCAAAUCAUGAUUAGGGAGAAUUCUAGGAAAAGUUAUCUGGAGUAGAAGAAAUAUGAGGCCCAUCACGCUCAAGGAUGAACCAGUCCAAAAAGAAAGGCAAUGAGUUGGUUAGGAUUUUUGAGUUUUGAAUUAUGACAAAUAGAUAUAUUCAGUACUGGUAAAUUGGGAAUCAAGUAAUGAUUUGUAGAGAAACCUGUGUUGUACCGGGUCAACUGCAUCUAAAUUAUUAUUUUUGAGUUGACUGUUUGAUUGAAAAAAAUACUAGUACUCUAUUUCCUUU